UCAUGUAGAACGCUGGGUUUUAGCCAAGCCAGUCACCCAAGCCCACAGAACCGAUUACCACGAAUCCAGCGAGUGGCUGAGCCGAUAACAAUCCAAAUCCGGAUCAUUGAACCGUCUCCUACACACCUCCUCGCCCAGAGAAGAUCACCAGAGAGCUCCAAGUGGCGGAACAACAAAGCCCAUAAUACAUGAGCCAUGGCCUUCACAGAUGCCACAGAAGACGCUGGCUACUUUAGGACGUCUUCUUUCUUUGGGUAUAAUGAGCUUGGAGUGGAGCAAUCUUCUUUUGACCUUGCAUGGCAAGAUAUACCAGAUGGCCUACUUCCAUGGUAUUGGGUUGCUUCCUCUUCUGGAUCUCUCACCACGAACUCCACGGGCUGUCAAGGCUCACAUCCCUCAACGCCAGACUUCCAACAGCCCAGUAAUACUAAAAUUCCUAACAGCCUCUUGGACAAAACUGGCUUUGGUAGUGUGCAACCAUCAUUCGCAUCAUACACAGUCCAGCAGUCUUCUGAAUUCAUUUAUCCCAUACAAGAGACUCCCACGGCCGAGAACAUUACACCAAACUUUAGCGAAAACCACGACAGUCAAGGAAGUCUAGAUUCCUUGAAAGCGUCAGAUCUAAACCGCGCUCACUCGGCGCUGGAGCCGUACAAGAAGGAAGCACGUGGGAGAAAGCCCAGACAAAGACAGCCGCUUUGCGACACAAAGAGUCCACGAGAAAGGAGAACGCAGUUGAAUAAUGCUAAGAAUAGACAGUAUCUGAACGCUUUGGAACGAAACCGACACGCUGCUGCCAAGUGUCGUGCUCGCAAGCAGGAUCAAGAAAACGCUUUGGCCUCUGAGGUGGAAGUAUUGGAAGGUCGGCAUCAGCAACUCUCUUCUUGCUAUAACGACCUCAUUGAGCAAAUUUAUCACCUCAAGUCAGAGAUUUUGAGACAUAGCGACUGCGACUGCGCUCUCAUUCACCAAUAUAUUAGGAGUGAAGCACACAAAUCAGUGGAUGUCCUGAUGAUAAAUACGUCUUCUUCCAACGACACGGACACCACAAUCCCAUCGAGUGAUGGCAUUGGUGGCAACGAUAAUUCCCAAGGAGGGUUAAUGGAGUUAUAUAGUCUAACACAGGGCUAUACAACCAUGUUCUCGGGCGCAUCAUGGCUUUGACACCAUUAUUGUCCAAAACGCAAGGCAGGGUCUUGUGGUUGGUUGAACAGGGGACGCAGUAUUUUCCUUGAGGAAUCAAAUUAAAGAGUGCAUCUGUCGUCUUUGUCUGGGUAAGAAAAACGAAAAAGAAAAAACACGUAUUUGGAGCGUUGUAUUUCAUGUUACGCAUUUAGGCUUAGUCCUGUUUUCAG
Molecule: messenger RNA, 1355 nt
Organism: Fusarium redolens
Lineage: Eukaryota; Fungi; Ascomycota; Sordariomycetes; Hypocreales; Nectriaceae
Exons: 1
Coding region: 196-1164 (322 amino acids)
Biological process (GO): regulation of cell population proliferation; regulation of cell cycle; regulation of transcription by RNA polymerase II
Cellular component (GO): transcription regulator complex
Molecular function (GO): transcription factor binding; DNA-binding transcription factor activity, RNA polymerase II-specific; RNA polymerase II cis-regulatory region sequence-specific DNA binding
Source: RefSeq, a predicted model, not a curated record